UCUGUCUUCGACUCCUCCCCCUCCUCACCCAACGCCCCUCCCCUCUCCCGUGGAUUCUUGCAUCGUUGUGGUGGUCGGCACAGUUAAAUUGUUCGACUCGGCACCCCCUAUAUCUAUUUAGGUCACUUUCUCGUCUCGCUAUCUGUCUUGCCAGCAAGAUGUCGACUCUCGCUGUCUUUGCUAAGAGUAUAUGAGCGUUCUUCUUCAGAGUCCGCCUAACUAGAUAUAUUUGGUCUUGUUGGGCAAAGCAAUUUCCGUAAUGGAGAAGCUGAACACUGAAGAUGGACAGCUCUUCGUAAAAAACCUUGCCAGUUUCGUCCGAACCCAUGAGAAGGCGCUUGCCAAUGCGCUGCAACUGAGGCGCCAGCCGACCAAAAAUGCGCAGUCCACACAUACACAGUCGGCCUCGUCGGGCUCGGCUUCCUCAACCCUGGCAGCAGCCCUGUCAUUCGGGGCACUGAAAUUUACGUCCCAGAACGUCAAACCUGCAAAACUUACCCUCACACCCCAUCAUCUAUUCUACCUCCUUUCUCGUUUCGAAGAGCUUUCCAUUGCCGUGGGUCCCCUGAAUGUUAGGCUGGAGAACAUCCACACGGACGGGUCACAGUCCUAUGUCUCCUUCCUGAAUAAGCCUCAGCGAUCCAGGGGUGACCGGGACUCUAUCCACUCCGUGUCCAGUGUUCGUAGCGUCAUGUCCGGUAUGAGUUCGCUUUGGUCUUCGAUUGGUUUGGGAUCCAAAGACUCGGUUUCCAAAUCGGAGAAGGCCAAAGCUGCUCUAGAAGCGGAUACCAAAUACCUAUACUCUGCCUUUACCAAGAUCCCAUGCCUGCGUUUAGCCCCCGACCGUCGUGCCCGGUUGAUCCGUGGCUACGAAGAAUUCCCUUUUGACACUGCCGUCCCCUUGCACUCCUUUAAGAAUUUGAGCGCGUUAGAGAUUAUUGAUAUAGACUUUCGCUCGUUCUUUGGCUGGGAUCGGCUAUCCGAGCAGUUGCGGACGCUGACUGUGAAGAGGGCAAAUAUCGAAGACCCGGCAGAUUUGCUCACAGGCAUCGUGUUGGACGACAUUGACAAACGCCGCAGGCGGUCAUCCAAGCACCAUCACUCGCCAAUGAUGAGCUGGGCGGGAAAUGCAAAUCCCCAGCCAGUACACAAAUCCGAGCUUUCCGGAUCGCUCUCUGCCCCUGGGUCGCCAGUUGCAGAUGCACCGUUUGGAACCAGCUCUAGUCCUCAAGCCGCCUCUAUGAUCAGAAUGGCAUCAGAGGGAUCCAAAGCUCGACCACGCACCGGAAGCAUUUCCCCUUCCCGUCCUACCAGCUCGAAGCAUUCGACUUAUCGUCAUAGCCGGGGAAACGUCUCCCGUAUCAGACGCACAGGAUCAGGUAGUUCCAACUCCAGCGAAACCUCGGGUCACCGCAACGGAAGCUCUACGAAUCUGGUCUUGCCAGCAUCUAAAUGGCGGUUUUUGCGACACCUCGGCCUUCCCGACAACUCCCUGACAUCUAUCACUGCCGCCGGACUUGCCCCAGUUGCCAACACGCUACAGUCGCUCGAUCUUUCAACCAAUCUCUUCACGGAAGUGCCUGACAGUCUCGCAUCUCUGGUUGCCUUGAGGGCUUUGAAUCUUUCGCAUUGCAUGAUCGAAUCGCUCCACUCUGUCUCUCGCAACCCCCUUCCCGCAAUCACUGCACUCAAUCUCCGUGGCAACCGUCUCCGAUCCCUCGCGGGCAUCGAGAGGCUCCUUUCUCUGGAGCGGCUUGACCUCCGAGACAACAAUCUCACCGAUCCUACUGAAAUUGCCAGGCUCACCAAUCUCCCUGAGAUACGAGAGAUUUGGGUCUCUGGCAAUCCCUUUGUGAAGACGCACUCCAAUUACCGUGUUGUGAUUUUCAACUUGUUCCGACGUACCCCGGGUUACUCCGAAGACAUCAUUAUUGAUGGAUCGGGACCAGGAUACACCGAGCGGAAGCAGUUGGUGGAUCGAGCUGCUGAGCCCGAAGCUGCACCCGUCAUACGAUCUGUUGCGGCAGAUCUUUCUGCAGUUGUCAGCAAACCAAUGCAUACUGCCACUCAGGAGCCUCCGCUGCUUCACGAACAAGUUGGGCACGUAGGAAGAGUGGGGCAGAAUGGCAUCGAAGUGGGAUCUACUCGUCGGAAGAAGGGUGCUCGGCGGAAGAUCGCCGAUCGACCUCAAGAAAAGCCUUCAACUGAUGGUCAUCGUGAUUCAGGUGCGGUGGUGCCUUCUAUUCCUUCUGCUCAGCAUGUGCAAUUACCUGUUGAUCCAUUUAUCACGGCAUCUCCCGACCGUCAAUGGAAAUCUGAUGGUGGACCUCAGGACAGACCCGUUAGUCCCAAGAGCGCGGACAAGACUGAUGUUGACCGAGAUUCUUCCGCGCUGCAGGCAAAAGACCGUCUCGGUCUCCAACCUGGGCCCCAGAGUAAAGACUGGGGCGUGGAUGGUGACUUUUACAGACGGCAACUAGAGGUUCUCAGACAAGAACUUGGAAACAGCUGGCUUAGAACGCUCGAGGACCACCGGUGGAAGGACGCACAGACGGAUAUCAAUGUGUCUUGCACUGGGCCCGAUUAUCAUGAUCCAACAAGGAUCCCCGUGGACACUUUGAUCAGGGUGAAUCCUCAGGUCAUACUGAGCGGCGGCCAUGCCCUAAGUUAAAGGGACAGUCGAACAACAAGUCCAAAGAAGAAAAAAAUGAAUAAGAAACAACAAAAAAACAACAAAAUCGCGAAAGAAAAUAGGA
This is a messenger RNA of Aspergillus sclerotioniger CBS 115572, 2756 nucleotides long. RefSeq names its product leucine-rich repeat domain-containing protein. Gene Ontology annotation, molecular function: protein kinase binding. The transcript is spliced from 3 exons. NCBI's taxonomy places the organism in Eukaryota, Fungi, Ascomycota, Eurotiomycetes, Eurotiales, Aspergillaceae. Bases 260 to 2671 code for a protein of 803 amino acids. The record is from RefSeq and is a predicted model, not a curated record. Gene Ontology annotation, cellular component: cytoplasm.